AAUUACCUCUCAUCACCCCGGGCUUUGAAAAAUACCGAUAAACACAGGUCGUAUUACUGAAACAAACACUCGGUCAUGUUGCGCACCUGCCAAACCUCCGCUCCCGGACCGGACUGUUAAAGAAAAGAAAGGCAACUUUUGGAAGAAGUUGCCAUCCGAUCGGUUGUUUAAGUUGGGGGGGGGCAAACCAAGUCCCUCCACACAGUAGAAUCAUCUUUUUUCUUCACAUUUUUUAUCCUUGAUAGGAAGGCGAAACGGCGACUUCAGUUGAUUAUCUGUCUUUCCUUUGCUAUCCAAUGGAUAUUCACUGCAAAGCAGACCCCUUUACAGCGAUGCACCCAGGGCACGGAGGUGUGAACCAGCUCGGCGGGGUGUUUGUGAACGGCAGACCCCUCCCCGACGUGGUGAGGCAGAGGAUAGUGGAGCUGGCCCACCAGGGCGUCCGGCCCUGCGACAUCUCCAGACAGCUGCGGGUCAGCCACGGCUGCGUCAGCAAGAUCCUGGGCAGAUACUACGAGACUGGCAGUAUAAAACCAGGAGUGAUUGGGGGGUCUAAACCAAAAGUGGCCACUCCAAAGGUUGUGGAUAAAAUAGCAGACUACAAGAGACAAAACCCCACCAUGUUCGCCUGGGAGAUCAGAGACAGGCUGCUGGCAGAGGGCGUCUGCGACAACGACACUGUUCCCAGCGUCUCAUCAAUUAACAGGAUCAUCCGAACAAAAGUCCAGCAGCCUUUCCAUCCAUCUCCAGAUGGGACGUCCCUGUCAACGCCGGGCCACACUAUCGUACCAAGCACAGCCUCUCCGCCUGUGACAAGCGCCUCCAACGACCCGGUUGGAUCCUACUCCAUCAAUGGAAUUCUGGGUAUCCCACGAUCAAAUGGUGAAAAGAGGAAAAGAGAUGACGUAGAGUAUUAUACGCACAAUGAUAAAGGCCAGCUUUCAGGGUCAGUAUCUCGAUUGUUGCUCUUUCUUCUUGUAGAUGGUUCAGAUGGUUCUGGCCCAAACAGUGAUUCUCAGGGUAGUGUGGAGAGUUUACGGAAACACCUGAGGGCAGAUGCCUUCACUCAGCAGCAGCUGGAAGCUUUGGACCGGGUCUUUGAGCGCCCAUCGUACCCUGACGUCUUCCCAACAUCGGAGCAUAUCAAACCAGAACAGACUAAUGAGUACUCGCUCCCUGCCCUGAAUUCCGGCCUGGACGAAGUCAAGCCCAGUUUAUCCUCUAGCGCCAACCCAGACCUGGGCCCCAGCGUGUCGCAAAGCUACCCUGUAGUUUCUGGUCGAGAUAUGGCCAACACAACCUUACCUGGGUAUCCCCCUCACGUUCCCCCUACAGGCCAGGGCAGCUACCCAACUUCCACGCUCGCUGGAAUGGUUCCUGGGAGCGAGUUUUCGGGGAACCCCUACAGUCAUCCGCAGUACACAACCUACAAUGAAGCAUGGCGAUUCAGCAACCCAGCAUUACUAAUGCCGCAUCGAGAGGCUCCGCCCCUCCCACUGCUGCCACUGCCUAUGACCGUCACUAGUUACCAUGGAAACCAAAUCAACCUGCAGGACCAUGGCCUCAGCCUCCAUAUUGCCCCGGUGUGAGCGGCAUGGUCCACUGGACACUGAGCAACUGCACAUAAAAUGUUCCCAACCCACACAAUGAAAAACUAAUGGUUUGGGGAUUCCAGACGACUUCUCUCCUCCAAGUUUUGGACAUUCAGAGUCAAACUCCAGCUCUUCAAAUCCACAAGACUCGCUGUAUUAUCAGAGACACUGAAAGAUGCUAUACACAAUAUUUCUGUGGUAACUGCAGUGGUUAAAAAAGAAGAAAAAAAAAGAAAAUGAAAGAAAACAAAGUAUCAAAAUAUCCAGAAAUUCAUUUCUCCCUGUAGCAGCGUACAA
Myripristis murdjan (pinecone soldierfish) is the source of this 1889-nucleotide messenger RNA. Its product is annotated as paired box protein Pax-2a-like. The transcript is spliced from 13 exons. Gene Ontology annotation, biological process: regulation of transcription by RNA polymerase II; anatomical structure development. The record is from RefSeq and is a predicted model, not a curated record. Gene Ontology annotation, molecular function: RNA polymerase II cis-regulatory region sequence-specific DNA binding; DNA-binding transcription factor activity, RNA polymerase II-specific. The coding region runs from base 297 to 1589 and encodes 430 amino acids. NCBI's taxonomy places the organism in Eukaryota, Metazoa, Chordata, Actinopteri, Holocentriformes, Holocentridae.